UAUUCAAUUUACAAAUUAUGUCAAACAUUAACACAUAACACAAUACAUAAGAGCUCUUUCACAGAUACAAAAACGAAAAGUCAAUAAAUAAAAUAAAUUAAUUUACAGAAUAUAUUCCCAAAGUCUCAGAUAAGAUAGAACCUAAAUAAUAACAAAUAAAUAAAUAAUUAAUUAAAUACUAAUAGCUAAUACAAAAUCAUUAUAUCAUAAAAUGCCAGAGAGUACAUCAAAUAUCUUUUCAUAGUAAUCUAAAAAUUGUGUAUUCUUUUUAUUUUUAACCAGGGCUAAGGAUUUAUAAAGUGAAUUAAAUUCAACCAAAGGUUACCACAGACAGAGUUGCUGUCUGUAGCCCUAGCGAUGACGUCACGCCCUCCUCCUCCAACGGAUGUUUGUGGUUGCCUAGCAACGCCGCUCCGCUGGUUUCCUCACUGAUAAUCGUUACAGUGUCCAAUGCAGAGCGCUGGAGGUGAGGGAGGAGGAGAAGAGGAGGUGAGAGAGGAGGAGAGCCAGACUGAGGAGGACAGGGAGCUGCAGGAUGGGAGAGACCCAGCAGAGGACUGUGAGCCGACUGCUCCACCUGCUCAGUCUGGCUCACAGAACCAGUCCGGACCAGAUCCUGAAGACCCGACCCCCCAGCUCCACCCUUACCACAGCGGUGCAGAUGACGACUCCCCUGCAGCCACAUACUCAGUGCAAGAAAAUGUAGCUGAGGUGCGGCUGGGACUCCCCCUCUCAAACCUUAACGCAUCAGAAGAGAUGGAGGAGCAGGAGGAGGAGGAAGAGGAUGAAGAUGAGGAUGAGUUCAUCGUUCUUGACUCUGAACAUCCGCUGGUCAGAAGGCAACAAGCUGCUCUGAGCCUCCAGCUCACUAAUCAGCUGGAGAGGAUCAACCUCAACCUGAGGGAAAAGCUGGCCAUAGAGAAGGAAGAAGAUAACCACCUGCAGGAGAUACGCAUUGAGAUGUUCAGGGUUCAGGAGCAGCUGGCCAGACUCCAGAACAAACAGGAUGAGCGUCAUCAUACCAAGACACAGGCUGAAGCCAAACACCAGCAGACUCAGGAUCAGCUGGAGGCCCUGAGGAGCCAGUUUUCUACCGCUAGCAGCCAGGACACCAAAGCUAAAGCUAGCGUGUCCCAGUUACAGGCGGAGCUGGACGACCUGAUGCUGCAUCUGGUCUUCACACAAGGAGUCAGUGAAGAUCUGCGCUCUAAUGUCAAAGCCAUGAAGAACGUCAGAAGCAAAGCAGGAGCUGAGAAGAGCCAGGCGGAGGAGCAGAAGUUCAAACAGGAUUUGUAUGUGGAGCGUCUAACAAAGGACAUGGAGAGGCUGACGCAGCAGGUAGCCAUGUAUGAGGCUCAGACCAGAGCUCAGGUAGAGGAGACACAGGCAGCCCAGGAGGCUCACUCACAGGCUGAGAUAGAGAUGGAGUCUCUGGUGAUGGCUCGUAAACAGCUGCUGCAGCAGUGGAGCAGCAGCCUGGUGGGGAUGGCGAGACGAGACGAGGCCUUCAGCGCCAUGCAGGACGCUGUACGCACCGUGGAGCAUCAGGUGAUCCUGCUGGACAGAGAGAUCGAAGGUUACAAGAGAUCCAUCAGUGAAGAACAGGAGCAGAAUGAAACGUUAACCAUGCAGCUCAACUGGUCCCAGAAGGACGGAGAAACCUCCAAAAAGCUGAUCAGUCAGAAACAGGCCCAGCAGGAGGCGCUACAGGCUCACUACAGCACCUGCCUCCGCACUCUGAGGGAGACGGAGCGCUCCCUGGCCAGGCUCACUAAGGAAACCAGCAGCCACCAAGCGGAGGUGAUGGAUCAGAGGAGGCAGCUGGAGAAAGAGAGCGCUGUACGUCUGGAGUUAGAGGACAAGAUCAUGAACCACAUCCAGCAGAAGCUGACUCACAACAAGGCGGCCCAGUACGCCCAGCGGCUCAGCAGCAGGAUCGCCACGCUCAAGAACGACAAGAUUUCUCAGUUGUGGCAGCUGGAGAACGAUAUAGUGGCGAUGGGACUGGAGAGCAGCAAGGUGGAGCAACUUCUGGAAAGUCUGAGUCAGACCAAUGAAGCCCUCGAUGAGGAGAUUACAAAGUACAACAAGUUACUGACGUCCAGCCAGACCAAGAUUUCUUCCUUUGUGACGCUCAUCGGGCAGAAACAGGCCACCAUCACCAACUACAACAAGCAGAUCUAUCACAUCGCAGCCAGGACCGGGAAUGAGGACCUGAGUCCUCUGCACAUCAAAGUGGAGGCCUUAAUGUCUCAGAUGAAGGAGCUGACUGCCAGGAUCAAGAGUGACAGGCAGCUGUGGAUGAAGCAGCAGGGGACUCUAGUGGGUCUGACCCGGGAGAUACAAACCAACAGCAAGGACAUGUUCAGACUGCACGCAGAGUACACCGGCAGGCAGCAGAAGAAGAUCUGCUUGGAGAGAGAGAUUGAAGCGGAGCUCCGUGAGGAGAUGGAGCUGGAGAAGAAUGCGAAGAUGCUGAGAGGAGAUCUGCUGAAACUCAACAACCUGCUGAGUAAGAACGGACAGCUGAGCCAGGAGCUGGAGCAGGAGAACGUCCUGACCGAGACAGACUUCCUCCAGAGACUAAAGGAGGCAGAGCGGGAGUCCAUCGAGAUGCAGCUGAAACACGAGAAGACUCAGGAAGAAAAAGAGAGACUCCUCAACAGUCUGGUGGAGGCUGAGCGACAGAUUCUGCUGUGGGAGAAGAAGACCCAGCUUAUAAAAGAGACUCGUUCAACUGUGGACUCAGAAGUAGGCCAGGGAGACAUCAAGAUGAUGAAGGCAGAAAUACACCGUAUGGAGGUGCGACUCAACCAGCUGAUGAAGCAGCAGGAGAAUCUUCUGAGGGAGAGUGAAGCUACGGUGGCGAGGAGGGAAACCAUCGUCCUACGCAGAGAGGUCAUAGGUCACAGCUCCCACAAACAGACCACAAAGGGCGAGCUGAGCCACCUCAGACAGGGCCUGCAGCGCAAGAUCCACGACACACACAAGCAUGUGGCGGAGGCUGAGCAGGUGAUCAGGGAGCUCCAGGAGAGCCAGGUGAGUCUGAGCGACAGGCUGGUGCAGCAGAAGCAGCAGCUGAUUGAACUGUGUGGAACCAGCUACGUCCUGGACCCUGACUAUGAAAACCUCCUGGACACCAAAGACAGGAACCUGGCCCACCUGGUGGCUCUGCAGAGCCGCAACAAGAAGCUGCAGGGUGUGUGUGACGGCAGCUACCAGGCCUCGUCCAGCAGCCAAUCGGUGGGAGGCGCUCUGCAGAGCCAGGCGGAGCGCCUCCACACCACCAGCUCCAUCCUGCACCACGUGUGUGAGGAGUUUCCUGAGCUCCAGGAGAUCCUCCGCAGGCCGUCUCAAGCUCUGGCUGCACGCACUAAACACCUCCUGCAGCAGGAGGCGUCCUGAGAGAGAGGGGAGGAUAGAGACCAGACAGUGAGUACAGGAGGAGGGAGGUAGAAUUAGCUGAAGAUAAGAGGGAAAGAUUAGAUAAGUGAUGACUGGAGAGAGUUUAUUUAAAUGUUUGCAUUCUUUUAUGUUUUGAAUGAAAUACAGAUUGUGAAACAAUGCAUUAAAAUAAAGACUUAUGACACAAUAUUAGAAACUAGAAAUUUUGAGUGUGCUUGACUCUCACCCAUACAUUAUUAGAUUAAAAUUUGAAGUGUUUUUAAAAAAAAAACAAUUUU
This is a messenger RNA of Centropristis striata (black sea bass), 3683 nucleotides long. RefSeq names its product coiled-coil domain containing 40 (gene ccdc40). The transcript has 19 exons. Gene Ontology annotation, biological process: epithelial cilium movement involved in determination of left/right asymmetry; axoneme assembly; heart looping. Bases 451 to 3405 code for a protein of 984 amino acids. Lineage: Eukaryota; Metazoa; Chordata; Actinopteri; Perciformes; Serranidae. Gene Ontology annotation, cellular component: cilium; cytoplasm. The record is from RefSeq and is a predicted model, not a curated record.